Messenger RNA from Colossoma macropomum (tambaqui), 6407 nucleotides. It is a transcript of the gene tcf3a, whose product is annotated as transcription factor 3a. Gene Ontology annotation, cellular component: transcription regulator complex. Lineage: Eukaryota; Metazoa; Chordata; Actinopteri; Characiformes; Serrasalmidae. Gene Ontology annotation, biological process: regulation of transcription by RNA polymerase II. The coding region runs from base 575 to 2440 and encodes 621 amino acids. The record is from RefSeq and is a predicted model, not a curated record. The transcript is spliced from 19 exons. Gene Ontology annotation, molecular function: RNA polymerase II cis-regulatory region sequence-specific DNA binding; DNA-binding transcription factor activity, RNA polymerase II-specific; protein dimerization activity.
UCGUGUCACUCCGCGCGUUGGCAUAGUGCUCGGCGGUUUACAACAACAGCGAGCGACUGUCGCAUUAAAGUUGAGCGUACGGUUGAUUUUUUAUGUGUUGCUGCUUGAAAAGUGCCGUGAUCUGAAGUCAUUUCGAAGCGACGACGUGAAACAUCGCGUUUUUCAUUUUGGGCGUUUGAAAUUGGACACCGCUGUAACGUCCUCGUUUUUCUGCGGAGUAAUACACUACUGGGGAUGACAAUGUGGAGGUGGCUAAAAUGUCUACUCGGAAGAUGAAACGGUCACAGUGAUAGCAACCAUAAGAAAACGGUAGGCUACAACUUGGCAGAGUUCAAUUUUCAUAGUUACUACGUCGUAAUUAUACUUCAGCGGGGCCCGUUAGACUUUUUAAGGAUAAGGGAGGACGCGGAACUCAAUUACUUCGCGAUUUGCGGGACCUAAAACACGGAGGGGGGAUUUGUCCCCCAACUUUAUGUUUUUCUCUCUCCCGAAAACACUCCUGUUGGAUGCCGAACACUCAAACCGACGAAAGGGUAGUACAUUCUCUGAGUCUAUGUGUGUGUACUAAGAAAGAAUGAGUGAUACCAGCAUCAGAAUGACCACAGCAGGAACAGACAAGGAACUUAGUGAUCUCCUGGACUUCAGUGUGAUGUUUCCUCUUCCAAUGUCGAACGGAAAGAACAGAUCUGCUACUCUAGCCAGCACACCAUUCGGAGGCUCAGGUAUGGAUGAUCGGAGUGGUUCAGGCACCUGGGGCUCAGGAGAACAGAACAGUUCGUCCUUCAGUUCACGGGCAUUUGGAGAUGGAGCUCACUACAGUGAACACGAAAACAUGUCCCCCUCAUCACUGUACAGCUCAGGGCUUGGAGGUAAAUCUGAAAGAGGACCUUAUCCCUUUGGCCCACAGUUCCUACCAGGGGAAGUCCUGUCCAGUCCUGACGGUCUCUCUCCCUCUGGCCUCAAAUCCACAUCCACAUUCUAUAACUCGUACCCCAACCGCAGGAGACCCCCAGACACUGUUCUUGCUAGUCAGCCGAAAAAGAUCAGGAAAGUGCCCCCUGGACUCCCAUCCUCGGUCUAUCCAGCAGUUCCUGGUGAAGACUAUAACCAGGAAAAUGCAGAUUACCCAGCCUCUAAAACUGGCAGCGUCUACCCUGGCCCUUUUUAUCUGCAAGAAGGUCUUCAAGACUGGGGUCAGCCUGGUUACCCAUCUAUGCCACACCUUGGUCAGUCAGCCCCCUUCGCUGCCAUCAACCCUCCGGAUCGCCUGAAGAGACAGCCCCUGCCUCUCUCCCCUCCAAGCUACCCUCACCACGGCAACGAGGUUAACGGGGGCAGCCUUCCGGGCAGCUUCCAGUCCUCAUCCAGUGGCUACGGGGUCCCCAACCACACGCCACCCAUCAAUGGAGCAGACAGCAUCAUGGGCAAUAGAGGCAACACGGCAGGAAGUUCAGGGGAUGAGAUUGGAAAAGCUCUCGCAUCGAUUUACCCUUCAGACAACAAUGGAAGCAACUUCUCCUCCACUCCACCUACACCGGUGGGCUCUCCACAGAACAUGGCAGCCUCUGCCUCCCAGUGGUCUAGAGGAUCCACACAACCUACACCAUCACCCAGCUUUGAGGGCGGACUACAAGCACUGCAGAACAAGAUGGAAGACUGCCUGGGUGAAGCUCUCCACGUGUUAAGAAACCACGCAGUAGGGACCGGCCCAGGGUCAGGACUGGGGGCGGAAAUGCAUAGUCUACUUAGCGCAGCCGGAGGAGCCGCCGGCCUGAGCUCCCUCAGCCAGAGCUUCCCUCUCCAUGGUCGGCUGUCUGGCAUGAUGCCUGAGCACCACGAGGAAUCGGCAGGGCUUCCCCCCACCAGUGGCCUCCUGCAUGGGCACCGCGCCCCCCCACAAGCCCCUGCCAGCUCCCAGCCUGAGGCCUUCACCAGUUUGCCUGGAAGCCUCUCUCGCUCCUCUCUUUCCUCCAGCACGGACAUCAAGAGGGAGGAGAAGGAGGAUGAUGAGAACUGCUCAGUCAGCGACAAGCUGGAGGAUGAUAAAGACAAGUUAAACCGGACAAGUCUCCAUUCUGAUGAAGACGAGGAUCUGCCAGUGGAGGUGAAGGUGGAGCGGGAGAAAGAGCGGCGUAUGGCCAAUAAUGCCAGAGAGCGCCUUCGCGUGCGUGACAUCAAUGAGGCCUUCAAAGAGCUGGGCCGCAUGUGCCAGCUGCACCUGAGCAAUGAGAAACCGCAGACCAAGCUGCUCAUCCUGCACCAGGCUGUUAGCGUAAUUCUCAACCUGGAGCAGCAAGUGCGAGAGCGUAACCUGAACCCGAAGGCAGCGUGUCUAAAGAGACGGGAGGAGGAAAAGGUGACAGGUGUCGGGGGAGAUCCUCAGAUGCCUCUGGGAGGAGGCCACCCCGGGCUGGGUGGUGACGGGCACAGUCAUAUGUAAUAUUUAUAUCCAGUCAUAAAGAGUGCUUUCAGAUGUGGCCUUAAUCUUCUGUGUACUGUCUCAGUGUGCAUACUCUCGCAUCGUGACUGUGCAUAAGAACCUUUUGAACAGAGAUGACUCGUGCAAAUACCACACAAUUUGGUGAAAACUGACACACAACCGCACACAUUAAACACACACAUCAUGGACCAUUGAAGCAUCCUGAAGAACACUGCUGAGAAAGAGAGACAGGAACUCUCAGAGCAUAAAGAACAAGGGUAUUUGCUUUAUGCUCAUUUUUGUCUUUUCCCUUCUUCUUCUUUUUUAUGGGCACCUCUUGCUUACAUUUCUGGGAGCAAUGGUGUGUUUCACCAGGACUGAUGUAAUUCAGUCUAAAACUAGAUGGCCAUUCCCCACAAGACUCAACAGCUGUCAUCUAUGUUAAUAAGGAGAAAAAAAACAAAACACACAUCCUUCUUUGUCGAGUCAAAAAACAUUGAUCCACCAGCCUCUACUAGUUUCAACUAAUAUCAAGUAUUUGCAGCAAAGACUGAUAUGGAUGUCCAACUACAUCAUUAGAGGCCUGAUGGUGGCCUCAAAAGAGGACAGUGUGCUACUACAUAGCGCACACACACAAACUUUUUGAGCAGUCAAGGGCUCAAAUGAGGGAACAGAAUUGUUUUUUUUUUAUUAAAUACAUGGACUCUCAUUAUUUUGUACCAUGUCACGUCUCAGCAAGAGUAAAAGUGAAAAGAAAAGCUGGAGGUUAUAAACCCCUCAAUUCUGCUUGUGUUUAUUGCAUUAACGUUGAGCAUCUGUGCUCGUAUAAACUGUCUUGACUGGAAACCUUUCAUAAUCUGCCAUGCCAGCCAAAGCAUCAACACCAACUCUUUAUUUGUGUUUAUAGGACUAGCACAUGUUAGCUAGCGAUUGAGUUUGAUCAUUUUAAGAGAGGAACAAGCUGUCCUCUUGACUGCACGGAGCAACUGACACCUCUUCAUCCAAGAACAUCUUCAACCAAGGAACUUCUCAAGCUUCCACAUGCUCCUGCAGCGACAUAGCAUUUCAAUAUUGUGUCUUUCUGCCCUGGAUCCUUCUCCCUGCUGCUCUAAAGUCUGAGAGAAAUGCCUUGGACAUUUACUCUAUCUAUGCUUAAGCAUUGUUUUUAGAAGCCUGAAAUGAAAUAGGACAAGUACAGUAAAAGACUAAUUCUUUUUUUUCUUUCUUUUUUGUUUUUUUGGUCAGUGAUACAUUGCUUAACUCAUGUCAGGGGUAUUUGUGUGUUUUGUUGACUUGGAUAGUGUCAACCAUGAACUGCAUCUGCUGCCACUUCUGGACAAUAUUUUUCUUUGAAAUAGAGAAAGAUAGAUAAUGGCUUAUUUGAACAAUUAUGUCAGGUCUUCAUGAGAAGAUCCUCUUGUUGUUAAACUGUUGACUCUUUACAUUUCGUUUCCCUUUUUUUAUAAAGUUCUUUUAAAUGUUAUUUUUACUUUUUGAUGUUUUAAAAAAAUAUGCGAAAAAUCCUAGCAUUCAAGGAUGCCAGGAACAAUUCUAAUUGUUUCAUAUUGCAAUUUUGAUAAGGUGUUUUAAUGAAUGGGAAUGGAAUAGGAUUUAGCCAACCAUCGUAUCUUGAGAAAUGCCUGUUCAUUCAUUGUCAUAAAUUAAUAUUCCCUAUUAUCAUUGCUCCCGUUGUCUAGAGGGAUUGGGUCACUGCAAUUAUGCUUUUUUUUUUUUGUUUGUUUGUUUGUUUAAUGUUUCAUUGCCCUCAGAAUCAAAUAGUGAUUAUAGUAUUGUGGUUGCACCACCAUAAUGAAACCUAUUCAUAAAAGCCAUGUUGUCCAUCAACUGAAAGGGAAUACGAUACUGAUUCCUCAUUUCAACAACCACUUUCAGCAGUGUUCUUCAGUCAGUUAAAAAAAAAAUCUCUGCAAGGAGUGGUUCAGUGAAAAGUCAAAUGUACACAAUUUUCUGAUUAUCCCAGAUGUAGUCAGUAUGACAGGACAUGUGGGGUCCAAAUUUGUUCUUUGGUUUAGCACUGGAGCUGGAAGGCUAACAUUCCUAAUGUGACCAAGAUCUUUGUGUAAAAACAUCAAAAUUUCUUUCAGCCUGCUCAAACUGCAUCUAACAUUGCAACUUAUUGACAAGUUUGUCAAUAAGUUGCAAUCUUAAUUUGACUUGGUCACACAGGCUUUUAUUUAUAUAUAUAUAUAUAUAUAUAUAUAUAAGUGUGUGUGUGUGUGUGAGAGAGAGAGAGAGAGAGAGAGACCAAAGAUGUGACAACUCUAAUCUAGCAUCCACAUGUCUGCAUGAUAUGUGCACAUAAAGUGGAGCGGAAUUGGGCACAACCACAGAAUAAUAUUAUGUCAGUUGACUUCUGGUGAUUGUUGUCGACGUUAGCCUCGUAGCUCCAGUGCUAAACUAAAAAAGCAAAAUUGGGACACCAAAUAUUUCUUGGCUGUUUGAGUACCUCUGUGUUACAUGGAAAAUUAUGUAAAAAUUAUUUUUCACCAAACCAUUUGUUUAAAACUCGAAGAUAAGGGUUGUAGUCGUUUGUGUUUAACAAAGAACUAAAUAGUGACGGAGGAAACUUAGCGGGAGAGAGUUGAGGGUGGCCUUGUUCAUUCUCCUGACUGACUGUCCGCACCCAACGGGGUCAUGCGUGGGGAGUGAUAACAUACUAGUGCCUGCACAUUUAUUUUUCAGUUCAGUCCUGAAGUCAGGUUUUCAUUCAAAUGUCACAUGUUUUUUGGUGGCUUUACUUGAGGAUAUUUUAUAAAUUCACAUGAAGACAGGGGCAUGGGAAUUUUUAGUGUAUCUUAAAAUGAACUUUUGCUCUUGCGAGCAAAUAAAAGUACUUUCUUUGUAAACGCGUUCCAUGUUUAGUUUUUAAUGUGCUCAGUGGUGCACAGUGCUGAUUCCGAUCAGUUAUGAAGUAUGUUUCCUGUGCUUUCAGUAUCUGUAUUUAUCUUGAUAACAUGGCUCAGAUACUUUAAAAGCAUCAGCCACAAAGAUGCAUUCACCAGCAUGUGUAACAGGCAUGAAAGGCCUGAAACAUUUUCUUUGGUAAAGAGCGAUCUGUCAUUUAUGGUGUACAGGAGAAACUAAAAUCACAAUCAUUGGCUUAUUAAGCAAAAGUGAUGAUAAAUGGAGUGAUCUCUGGAUUUAUUACAGUGUUCAGUUCAGUAUUUUCAUUAGUCUGGAAGCCCACUCUGAUAUGGAAUGAUAUUCUUGUUAAUAUGGAAUAUUAUUAAGUGUUCCACAGGUUUGAAUCGUAAAUUUGUUGCUCCUGUGUUCUAAAUUGAAUCGAAAGCCGUAGUAUGGUGCCUCAAAUUGAGGCAGUUACUUUCUAUGGACUGUAUUGAAACAAAAUUUAUAAUCUUUCAUUGGUCUCUCAUUCCUCUAAAUUCACACCAUUUCUAUAGGAGUGGAAAUAUGAACAUCUCUGAAGGAGUUAGAAUUAGGGCCAGUUUCCUGACAGAUUGAGCCUAGUUUAGGCUAAAAAAUGCAGUCGAGAAUCUCCACAUGUGCAGUUUUGUCUAGAGGGUUAUUCAAAGCUGGAUUCACGGCUUUGCAAUCGUGAAAAUUCAUUCAGUUCAAGGCAAACAAAAGGGGUUAAAUUUGCCAAGUACCUUGCAUAGAACCCUGAUUACAUUUCCUCAUACAUCCAGGAUUGGGCUUCUUAAACUGACUCUGUGUAGAGUUCCUAUUUGGGAAAUCAAGUGCACAAAACUCAUUACUUGGGUGUUAAAAGAGGUCCCUUUCAGUCUUUUUGGGGGUUUUUUUUUGACACGUUCAUCUGCAGAAUCUGCUGACUCAAGACAUUGGGGAGGUUUUCUUUUGUCCCCAAAGUGCCUCCACUUUCCUAUUUUUUAUAUAAAGUAGCUAUUCAGAACUGUUAUGUAUAUAACGUAGCAAUAAAUGUGCCAUUUUAAUAACAGAAGUAUACCUUUUUUCAAUGUCUGUCUUUUUUAUUACUUAUGUACCCAAA